AUGGUUGGAGCCCACUGUACUGUGCUGCCAUCAAAGGUCAUGUCAACUGUCAAGGCAAUCGCUCUCUUACUAGAAUAUGGCAUGGAGGUCAACUACAAGGACAAUGAAGGGCAUACUCUCCUGCAUUGUGCAGUGGAGGGAGGAAGCAGCGAGGUAGUUGAGUUGUUGGUGAGCAACGGAGCAGAUGUCGAUGCAAUUACCAAGAGGGGAGCUUCGCCCCUUUACAUUGCGGUAGUCAUGGGAUACUUUUCCAUUUCCAAGUUUCAGUUGAGUAAUGGUGCUGAUUCUUCGUGCCUUGCAUCUUCAACUUCGCUAUUGUCCUCCUAUGCAGCAUCAAUACCAUCAUCAUCAUCUACACUGCCAUGA
This is a messenger RNA of Nymphaea colorata (pocket water lily), 366 nucleotides long. RefSeq names its product protein VAPYRIN-like. Gene Ontology annotation, molecular function: protein binding. NCBI's taxonomy places the organism in Eukaryota, Viridiplantae, Streptophyta, Magnoliopsida, Nymphaeales, Nymphaeaceae. The record is from RefSeq and is a predicted model, not a curated record. Bases 1 to 366 code for a protein of 121 amino acids. The transcript has a single exon. Gene Ontology annotation, cellular component: nucleus; cytoplasm.